UAUAGUUUACAAUCACAAUUACAUCUUUUUUCCCAAUUGCUAUAUCUCAUCCUGUAAUAGUGCAAUAGUAACCCUUCCAGCAUUGCCGGCAGAUUCAGGAAGAUGCCGCAAACAAAAGAAAGGAUGCACCGCUAUCGUCAUGUCUCCACUACCUUACACACACUGCGAAACAAGCUUCAGCAGGGCAGCAAAACGGCAAGGAUAAGAAGAGGUACCUCGUCUGUACUCCGAGCCCGGAAAUUCAUAACGCCGGGACAGCCCCAGCGCGGCCUCUGGUUGGCUGGGUCCGAGCUCUCCCAUUAGCACCCCUGUAGCUCGUCGCUGUCGCUAAUCGAAUGGGCGACGUAUGCUUUUUGGGGCUGCCCACUAAGAGCCAAGCUGCCACAGUCUCGCGAUCGAGUCCGACUCCCAUUGCGCAGGGCACGCACAAUCAAUGAGCGUCGCUUCCACUCCCUCGUCACCAUGAAGUCGUUAUCGUUUGUAGCGACGCUUCUGGGCCUCCUGGCUGGUCCUUGCAGCGCCCUCUCUGUCGCUUCUUUGCCUGCCGACUUCAAGCCCCCACCAGUCUUUAAGAACAACAACUUAGUGCAUGUCGUUUCGGUCGAGAAGAGCUUUGCGAGGGAACAAAUCAACGUUUUGGUUGAGAAUGUUUCUGGCAAGCCUCAAGACGAAUACUUUGUGCCGUUUACCGCGGAUCAGAUAGCUCGACUCGGUGGCAUCGAGGCGAAAGAUCGCAAAGAUGACAAGGUUGGACCCUUUGGAGUCGACCGAGUCGAGUAUAGUUCUCAGAGCGACGUUCAAUACUACCGCAUCACAUUGCCGGCACCCCUAAAGGCUGGCGCCCAGCAGACCCUCGCCAUCUCAUGGUACUACCUAAAGCCAUAUCGCCCUCUCCCGGCCUCAAUCGAGCAGGACGAGCAGCAGUACUUGGUAUACAACUUCUCCCUCUACGCUGCGUCGGCAUACCCGACCUUGAAGCAGAAGACCGAGGUCAAGCUGUCGACGGUCACCAUCCCAGACUACACCACAUUUACCAAUAGCGAGGGCAAGGAAUAUCCUGAGAAGCACGGUAGCAAGCUGCUGUAUGGACCCUUUGACGAACAGCCUGCCGGCGCCGUCUACCCAGCCCAGAUUAGAUUCGAGUUUACCAAGCCUGUGAUCCACGUGUCAGAGCUGGAGAGAGAUAUCGAGGUCAGCCACUGGGGCGGCAACGUGGCAUUUGAGGAAAAAUACACCCUGUAUCACCGAGGUGCCAACCUUUCCUCCCAGUUCAACCGCGUGAAGUGGGCGCAGUCUCUAUACUACAACCCCGCCUCCUCUGCACUGAAGGAACUCAAGUACCCGCUUCAGAUUGGUAGCGUUGAUCCCUACUUCACCGAUGCCAUUGGAAACGUAUCGACUUCUCGAUUCAGGAGCAGCAAGCGUGAGGCCAUGUUGGAGCUGAAGCCCCGCUACCCUGUGUUUGGUGGCUGGAAGUACCCCUUCACCAUUGGCUGGAACACCAAUGCUGCCAACGUCCUGCGCAACACUGCCAGCGGAGGCCAUGUGCUCAAGGUUCCAUUCAUCGAGGGACCCAAGCAAGUUGAGGGCGUUGAAUACGAAGAUGUCACCGUCCGCGUCCUCCUCCCUGAGGGAUCAGAGAACGUGAAAUUCUACACCGAUCUCCCCGAUUCGUCAAUUGUUGAGACAUCAGUUGGUGUUCACAAGACCUAUCUCGACACCACUGGCCGAACCGCCAUUGUGAUCAAGGCCAGGAACCUGGUAGAUGACUUUCGAUUCCGAGAUCUGAUCAUCUCGUACGACACCCCAUUGGCAAGCACCCUCCAAAAGCCCCUGGUGGUGUUUGGAAGCAUGCUUGCUGUGUACGCCGCGGCAUGGGCGGUUGGAAAGGUGGAGGUGGGAUUCUCGCCCAAAUAAAACUUGUAUCAGAUUAAUCUAUAACUUUAUUUUGGGUCCCCAUGUUUGACGGAUAGAAAAACGAGAGCGGUAUUUUUAGAUGAUGUGUCAUUAAGUGGGCGUUUGAGACGACGAUUUCGAUCUGGCAAAUGAUGGGCGAGAUCCGCUACAUCUAUGGCGCAUUAGAUCUCAGACCGCCGCCAGCAUUAGCAGCGUAGUAUCUAUGUAGAAAUCCAAGCAGACUUGUUUUCCUAAUGUUUAUGUCAUCGUUUUCGGCGCCUGGCAUCAUAGCACGGCGGGAAUCUGUACAAUGAUGCUGGCGAUAGUCCCUGGGGAGGUCCCCAUUGGGCUACGGAGAGCUGCUGCGAUGACGACAUUAGCGUCCUGUCGUGAUGGCGCGAAUAUGCGUCCAUCCUAAGCAGCGAGCCAAGGAAAAAAGCAGCCCCAAGAAAAGCCCAACCAAAUGGGUGCGUGCCCUCGCAUAAGGGCUAAGCCAAGCUCAAAACAUGUUCAAACAAAAUACAUCAGCUCAACCAACUCAAAGCUGCUAAUAGUCUAGAUAUUCAUUUGCAUUCGGCAAAGGCGAGACCAACAGCUGCGAACUGGGGGUGAGGCUGUGCCAUUUUGGUUGGCUCUGAAGCAGCUAGCCUCUUACUUUGUUUUAGAGCAGUGCCUUGCGUUCUCGCCGAACAUGCAGAAAUGGUGGAGUGGCGCAGGGCCAGAGGCAGCUCGAGCCGCUCGACAGGGAUCAGAGAUUCAGAAACUUGGCCACGGGAACGAGUGAGAAAAAGCCACACGAAAGACGAAGAGGAUGAGCUUGGCCGAAGCUGCGGGCACUGAUUGGUGGUGCACGUCAAAACGUAGGUACCUAAGUAGUCAUAGGCUGUCACAGCUCGGUUUUAUUUAAAGAAACGUGAUGGUCCCCCUGCCUUUGAAAGAGGAUUC
This is a messenger RNA of Trichoderma atroviride IMI 206040, 2841 nucleotides long. RefSeq lists its product as uncharacterized. The record is from RefSeq and is a predicted model, not a curated record. Gene Ontology annotation, cellular component: membrane; oligosaccharyltransferase complex. Lineage: Eukaryota; Fungi; Ascomycota; Sordariomycetes; Hypocreales; Hypocreaceae.